This is a messenger RNA of Melitaea cinxia (Glanville fritillary), 1438 nucleotides long. It is a transcript of the gene Syx5, whose product is annotated as syntaxin-5. Gene Ontology annotation, biological process: vesicle fusion; intracellular protein transport; endoplasmic reticulum to Golgi vesicle-mediated transport. Lineage: Eukaryota; Metazoa; Arthropoda; Insecta; Lepidoptera; Nymphalidae. Bases 260 to 1327 code for a protein of 355 amino acids. Gene Ontology annotation, molecular function: SNAP receptor activity; SNARE binding. The transcript has 3 exons. Gene Ontology annotation, cellular component: Golgi membrane; endomembrane system; SNARE complex. The record is from RefSeq and is a predicted model, not a curated record.
ACUUGUCAUAAUUAAAUCAUUAUCAACGUCAUCAAGAAAAAAAAAUGUUUAGGCUGAGUGUAGGAAUAGCUGUUUCAAUAAAUUAAUUAUAUAUCCCAGUUUAAAACUAUAUACAGCGAAAAGUACGUGUAUAAAGUUUUAAGUACAUUAAAAAAACUUUAAUAUAAUCGUGCACUUUGUUUUUCAUUAUGUGUUCUGAUUUAGUGUGAAAAAAUUGGUGAAAAACUGUAACUAUUUUCUAGUUAAUACUUAGAAUGCAAUGCUCCCUCGUCGUCGUAACGUUGGUGUGUCUGACAGGACGAAUUUACUAUCACAAGAAGAACUAAUUCCGUAUAACAAAUUGAAUAAAAACGGAACUGUAUUUCAACAGUCACAUAUUUUUAAGUCGGAAGAAAAAAUACAAAGAAGUUUUGAAAGCGCUAUAACAUUCGAUUUUCUGGAGGAAGUUGUAUUUGAACCUGUAAUGGCAGCUAGAGACAGGACACAAGAGUUUGUAUCAACAGUCCGAAGUCUCCAAGGAAGAACCUUGGUUAGGCCAAUAGUUAAAGAUGAACGUAAAGCUACUGCACUCGCAACAUAUUCGCAAUUUAUGAGUAUGGCAAAAGUAAUUAGUAAAAACAUUACUAGUACAUAUGCAAAACUAGAAAAACUAGCAAUGUUGGCAAAAAAGAAAUCAUUAUUUGAUGAUCGGCCAAUGGAAAUAUAUGAACUUACAUAUAUCAUCAAAGGUGAUUUGAAUUCACUUAAUCAACAAAUUGCUAAGUUGGAUGAAAUGCCAAGAGGUCGCAAGAGUAUGUAUAAUCACUCAUCAAGUGUUGUGAUAGCUCUGCAGUCAAGACUUGCUUCAAUGAGUAAUCAGUUUAAGCAGGUUCUGGAAGUAAGAUCGGAAAAUCUAAAACAUCAAAAUAAUAGAAGAGAACAAUUUUCAAGUUCAGCACCACUUAUCAAAGAGACACCUUCAUUAUUACAACCAGAUGAAGUUAGUAUAGAUUUGGGAGAGACAUCAAGUUUACAGACCCAACAAUUAGCUUUGAGAGAUGAUUCAGAUUCAUAUGUGCAGCAAAGGGCUGAAACUAUGCACAACAUUGAGAGCACAAUUGUUGAAUUAGGUGGUAUUUUUCAACAGUUGGCUCACAUGGUCAAAGAACAAGAUGAGGCUAUUGGCAGAAUUGAUGCAAAUAUUCAUGAAGCUGAAAUGAAUGUAGAGGCAGGUCACAGAGAGAUAAUGAAAUACUUCCAAAAUAUAACAGGAAAUCGAGCACUUAUGUUUAAAAUCUUUGGGGUGUUAAUAUUUUUCUUUAUAUUUUUUGUUGUAUUUAUGGCAUAGAUUUUUUUUUUAUUUUCACUUAUGAUAUUAUGAUAUUUAUUGAAUAAAAAGAGUAUAUUUAUCUAAUCAUGGCCUAAAAAAAUUGGCAGAAUUUUUUUCCCAUUCCUAUAA